Molecule: messenger RNA, 7103 nt
Organism: Gordionus sp. m RMFG-2023
Lineage: Eukaryota; Metazoa; Nematomorpha; Gordioida; Chordodea; Parachordodidae
Product: plexin-A1-like
Exons: 29
Coding region: 72-6752 (2226 amino acids)
Biological process (GO): regulation of cell migration; regulation of cell shape; regulation of GTPase activity
Cellular component (GO): semaphorin receptor complex; plasma membrane
Molecular function (GO): protein binding; semaphorin receptor activity
Source: RefSeq, a predicted model, not a curated record
ACCUGCAUGCAAUAUCUACUAAAAUAAUUUAUAAAUCGUUUUAUAUUCAAUGCUUAUAGUAAAAAUUCAAUAUGCUUAUUAUCUUAAUUCUAUUCUUGGGACAUAUUCUUUAUUCUCAAACCAAAAUUAUUCAACAUGAAUAUAAAAAUCCAUAUAACAAAUAUGCUUUUACUAGAAUGACCAUAAAUGAGGCCACAGGUGACAUCUAUCUGGCCUCCGUCAAUCACCUGUUUAGACUCUCGGGAAAGCUCGAACCUCUAGUUAUCCUGCGAACCGGUCUAAACCCUCAUAAUAAUAGGGCCAUAUGCUCGAACGCUCUACCCGACAUCACCUUGUUGCGACGCGAAAAUCUAUUGGCCCCAUCUUCGGAACCCGCCAAUGAUUCAAAUCUCUCAGAAUGUCAACGUCCGCACUCAUCGCAUGCCGAUCCCUCAUACAGUCAGGCGUUACUUUACGACUCGACGCGCAAAUUCUUAAUAGACUGUAGAACCUCAUACUUGGGCGCAUGCGCCGUACGAGAUUCAAUCACUCUUUCCGCUUCACACGUGCGUAUCUAUAACGACCAGGCACACGUUUACCCGAGUACCGUGUUCCCCGGAAAAGUUCCCGUUACUUCCUCUCGCAAUAAUUUAGGUCCGGGUAGGUUAUGGAAUAGGGAUGGAGAAUCCAAUGGGGUCGUGGCACUCCUGGCACCGCCCCAUUACCUAGUUAUUGGAUGCUUCACCUAUCCCCAAAUCGAUUCAAAAGGGAGCACAACCUCAGGGAAAACCCAUUACCUGGCCAACUACGCCUUAGCGCCUCCCCAUCGGCUCUUCCACUUUGCUUACCGUCCAUUAACUGGCCAAUCAGCUCUCCCGGUUAACCCUAAAGAGGGAAGUGAUACCUUCACGAAUUUUGUUUCCGGUUACUCCACACCCCAGCAAGCAUACCUCAUCGCCACACGUACCACAUCCGUCUCUUCUAUUAAGGAAUCAUUAAUUGCUGGCAUACGCAUCACAGGCCCCAAUUUACAUUACUCCGAGAUCGGACUUGAAUGUCGGAAAAAGAUAAUCAAAACGGAAUCCAUUUAUCCGGUAUAUGAAACCGGAACGGUAACUGCAGCCUACAGGUCGGUAGGAGACAACCGACCGGAGAUUUUAAUCGCUACUUUUGCCCAUAGCGAAAACACAAAUCGGACGAGCGAUUAUCAGGCGACGGACGGCCCUGUGAUUUGCAUUUAUUUACUUAGCGAGAUAACCAGGGCUCACGAAUCUACCAUCUCUGCCACGAACCAAACAGCUUCCAAACAAUACGUCACUAGUCACGCGCUGACGCUCGACUGUCCCGACUCCUCGUUGAAAUCUCAUUUGCUGAAUUGGAACACUGUCGAAAAUAGACUGCGCGUUACUUCCAUAGUUACUUCUAACGUUUACGGAUACACGGUAGUAUACCUGUCAACCUCCGAUGGAAGGUUAUUUAGUCUCUGGCUCGCUUCUACCACAUCUGCCUAUCUUUACUCUGUUUUACGUGUUUCCGACAAUUUUUUGCCCAUCUUGGAUCCUAUUCUCAUGGACCGCACUAGUACCACGCUUUACGCGGUCACUCCCGAUAAGAUUUACCAAAUCAGUAUCGACAAUUGCGAAGCCUAUACGAAUUGCAAGAGUUGUCUGGGCGCCAAAAAUCCGUAUUGCGGUUGGUGUCACUUGGACAAAAGAUGCAAAAACAAAACGGCUUGCCAAUCCGCUCCUCAUUUUAAUUUGGACCCGGCUUCGCGGCAGCAUUUAGAUUCACCAAACCCUUCGUCCGAAGCUGAUUGGCUGCCUUUCGACACUGGCCGUUGCAGCGAGGUUACGUGGAUAGAACCCGACCAGAUACAAUCCACCACUAGGAGAAACAUACGUUUAGUGCUUAAUUACUUUCCUCGACCUUUAUCGCUCGUCUACCAUUGCUUAUUUACGUCUGACGGAUUUAACAUACGGGCUAAGGCAAAAUCGCUACCAUUGCCUACGGGGGUCGAAUCGGGCCAGACAUUGGGGUGCCGCACUCCCUUGUUACCAGCUAAUGCUGAGGGCCGCCACUUCUAUAUCGUGACGGUCGCCAUUUUAGGUGAUGAUGACGUCAAUCCCAUAACGGAAACUUCCAUCAUAGCGUACAACUGCGGUGCGUUGACCUCUUGUAGUGGUUGCGUCUCAUCGCCGCGAUUCGCAUGUCAUUGGUGCGUUGAAAAGAACGCUUGCACGCACGACGCUGGUGGGGAUUGUCGGAAUGAUUUCCUUGUAAACGGACUUGCGGGCAAAGGUGCCACGUCAAGGGCCGGAAGUUCCUUCUGCCCCAGACUUGAAAUCAUGGAGGACGAACAGUCAAUCGACGCCUUUGAAGAUUAUUCCGAUUUCGCCGUAGAGGGAAGUGACCAUUUGGUCAUCACUAAGGAACCUAGCGCAGAUGGUCGCGAUUACGAGCGUUCAUUCAAAGUUCACGCCUCACGCCCUUUUAGCCUACGCAUGCGUGCCUUUAGUCUUCAGCCGUUUAUGACAGAUUUGGCUUGUCAUUUCAUCGCUACGCGCACUGGGCGAACAUUCUAUGCCACCGCAGUGUUCACUAAUAAUCCGCCUGGUUAUGAACAAAUCACCUGUUCAGCCAGUGCACAAGUAACAAGCGAUACUACUUCCUCGCUGCGAUUGGCCGUAUCCUGGGGCGGUACCGCUCAUGCACGUCUUCUGGAUGGUCCUUAUUGGCCAGACCCCCUUUCAACCGUGUCAUAUUCGAACAAUGAGAGCUCUCUCCCGAAAUUAGCCAAUAGUAUCGACGUGUAUAAUUGCUCCUCAUUGGCAGGUGACUGUGGCGCUUGUUCCCUUUUGCCAGCCAAUCUUAGAUGUUCAUGGUGCAUUGGUGCACUCAUGGAAGUGUGCAGCUUGAAAGACAUUUGUGAGGAAAGAUCGUCUACUCUCACGUCACUCGAUAGAGUCAAUGACACUUGCCCGGGCCCAAUUAUAAUAUCUUUCUCGCCAUCAAGCGCACCCAUGGAAGGGGGUACUGAACUAACUAUAAAUGGCCUUAACCUUCCCCGGUCCCUUGCACACUUCACGCAAGGAAUAACUGUGGCUGGGGUAGCUUGUAUACCCGUGCUUUCCUCUUUCCUCCCCACUCGUCGCGUCACAUGCGUAUUGGAACGGAGCGGAAACGAAACCUCGGGACCCGUUCGAUUUCGAGUCGGUAGAUAUCCGGCAGUUAGUAAAGCGGAUUUUAAGUUUGUGAACUUCGCCGUGACUGAUAUUUAUCCAUCCCGGGCCACCAAAGCUGGACGAACAAGAGUGCGCCUAAUCGGACGCCAUCUUGAUGCGGGGAAUACGGCACACGCGCGUCUAGCCGGCAAGGCCUGCGUAGUAAUAUCCAGAACAGAGGUCGAGGCAGUGUGCCUCUCCUUGCCAUUUUCCCAACAAAUUGGAGAUCAAAUAGGAAGCGACAAGAACGGAAUUAAAGAUGGCGAAUCGAGUUCCGGCCCGGUUCUCUUCGGCGUCGAUGGAAACUUCAAGGAGGCUCACUAUUUUGACGCGAUUAAAGAAAAUCCUGACUCCGGAAAUGAGCGAAGUAGAUUCGGAAAUGAAAAUGGGAAGCCCUUGAUGUUUGAAUACGUGGAAAACCCUAAGUUGGACUCCGUUACAUCACCUGCCGGCAUUUUGAGUGGUGGAACCACCAUUACCGUCGAAGGGGCUCGCUUUAACAAUAUCCAAGAAGCGCUCUUUAUGAUAACACUUAGUAACCCGUACAUUAAUCUGACAGAGUCUUGCGUUAUUCGUUCCGACAUCCUCAUGACAUGCCUGGCUCCACGGGUGCUGGCUUCUGAUACAUCGAUGGUUCAACCUAUACCCGUGCCAUUCUCUCUGGUCUUCGACAACGCCCUGUACUAUCCGGAAAACCCGACAAAAUUAUCCGGCAAAUCCGGCCUCGAAACUGGGUACGGAAUUUAUCCUGAUCCUAGAUUCGAUUUACUAGCCGUUCCCAAUCAACUCGUGAAAUAUUCGGACGAGGCUGUUGCCGCCUUGUCAUCUCUGCCAACUGAAAACGCGUUUUCUAUUACCAUCAUGGCCGACAUAAGUUGCUACCCCGAGGCCUGCAAAACUCCGGAUUUUGCUAUUCAAUUAAUACCAGUUUCGGAUCGGAUACCGGCUUUAUCCGAAACUAAAACCGGUCCGGUAUCUGCCAGUAUGCUUUGCCGAAUAGUCUCGAUGAACUCGAGUUCGCUUACCUGUCAACCACCUUCCCCCGCUUUGGUUCGUGAGUUCAUAUACCGCUCCAGACGCGCCAGCGAAAGUUCCCUUCUUUCCGGUAACGGAGGCAUCGAAAACCGGGUUAAAACGGAUCAUGGUCCUACGGAUACCUUUUUGAUCAGGGUAACUGUCGGAGCCCGCAAAAACUUGAUCUCUGACGUGGGUUACCUGAAAUAUAACGAUCUUCAAGCCGGGCCUGCCAAUUUCAACCGACCCAUCAGUGGAUGGGGCUUAGCGGCUAUAGUAAUGGCGGUUCUCUCCUUAACCGGCCUGACGCUUUCCAUAUUCGUUUUCUAUCGCAGAAAAUCGGAUCGAAAUAGUCGAGCCCUAAAGAAUAUGAGGGAGCAAAUGAAUAUUUUAGAACUUCAGGUGGCGCAGGAGUGCAAAGCAGCAUUCGCCGAGUUACAAACUGAUAUGACGGAAAUAACCAACGAAUUCAGCAAUGUCGGCGGAAUCCCCUUCCUGGAAUACAGGGAAUAUUGCAUGAAGGUGCUCUUCCCUAACAUAUCGGAUCAUCCUAUCUUACACGAUACCCUAAAGCUCGAACCUUCGGCCCACAAAUCCAAAGUCGAAAAGGGCCUCAAAUUAUUCGAACAACUGCUGUGCUUCAAGACCUUCCUGCUAGUUUUCAUCAAGACGCUCGAGAGAGACCGGUACUUCUCCAUGAAGGACCGGGUCAACGUGGCCUCCCUCAUAAUGGUGGCGCUACAGGGAAAGAUGGAUUACUGCACCGAUAUCCUCAAGACUCUUCUUUCGGAGCUCAUAGAAAAAUCGAUGGAAGGUAAUAGCCACCCUAAAUUGCUUCUCAGAAGAACGGAAUCGGUUGCCGAAAAGAUGCUGACUGCAUGGUUCACCUUUUUGCUUUAUCGCUUCUUGAAAGAGUGUGCUGGCGAACAUUUAUUCUUGCUGUUCAGAGCCAUAAAACAACAAGCCUACAAAGGUCCGAUAGAUCAAAUCACCAGUGAGGCAAAGUAUUCUCUCAGCGAGGAAAAGCUGCUACGUUGCCACGUGGAAUACCAAACUUUGUCUAUUAGAGCCGUGGUUGCAGUUCAAGAAGAAACCUCUGAUUUCGAUCAUUGCAAAGAUAUGGAACUUAUGGUCAAAGUUCUAGACGUGGAUACGGUGACUCAGGUUAAGGAGAAAAUCCUUGAUCAGGCUUACAAGAAUUUGCCCGAUAGUUGUAAACCGGAUUUGAACGAUUUGCAAUUAGAAUGGAUAACCGGUGUUCACGGCAGACUUAUGCUCAAGGACGAAGACCAAACAUCUCAAGUUGAGGGCAACUGGAAAAGGCUGAACACUCUUAAGCAUUACAGGGUUCCUAACGAGUCAACCCUUGCCCUUCAACCUAGCCACCCGUCGAUCGACACCAACAUCUCCAACGGUUCCUCCAAAAGUUUCCUAGGAUCUGUUUCCCUCACAAACGGCCACCGUAACGUAAAUUCGCCUUCAUUCCCUCAGAAGCAUCGGCUCAUCAAUAAUCAUAUCCUUCAAAACAAUAACCACAAAGGUUCGCCUAAAUAUGGCAAUAAUUACCUGAUAAAUCCUAACAACCAAAAUAACGGCAAAAAUAACCGUUCUAAUAACGAUUCCUCCGACGCCUACAAGUUGUGGCACCUGGUUAAGCCUUCGCUGGACAUGAUCGACCCUGACGGGAAGUCAGGUGAUCGAAUUAAGGUCAAGACAGGGUUUUCCGGAAAAAAAUCGAACAGUUCAGCCGGGGACAAUGGCGGCAACGAACUUCGCGGCAAAAUGGUCAGCGAGAUUUACCUCACUAGGCUGCUGGCAACUAAGGGAACCCUUCAAAAAUUCGUGGAUGAUCUAUUCGACGCGAUAUUUUCGACGACCCAAAGAACGUGCCCGCUCCCGUUGGCCAUAAAAUUCAUGUUCGACUUUUUGGACGAUCAAGCCUUUCAACACGGGAUCACGGAUAGCGAAGUCGUGCAUACCUGGAAGAGCAAUAGUCUACCUCUCCGUUUCUGGGUCAAUCUCAUAAAAAACCCUAAUUUCGUUCUGGACGUCCGAAAAUCUCACACGGUAGACGCCUGCCUUUCCGUUAUAGCCCAAACCUUUAUGGACAGCUGUUCUACUUGCGACCAGAGGUUGGGUAAGGAUUCCCCUUCGAGCAAACUACUUUACGCCAAGGAUAUCUCCAUUUACAAAGAAUGGGUCGAAAGAUAUUAUCAAGACAUACGCAUGUUGCCCCCUGUCACCGAUCAAGAGAUGGGGGAAUUCCUCAAAGAGGAAUCUCUACUUAAUAUAUCGUCUUCCUCGCCCCAUUAUUCCUUUCCGCCUGCCCCACACGUUCAAAACCCGGAUCAGCCUUUUCCCAAUUGCGGCUUCAACAGUAAAGCCGCCAUAUGGCAAUUAUACGUUAAAUACGCUUGCCCUUACAAAAAUCAGCUCAACGCCGCCCUCGACUCUGACCCGAUGGCGCGGCAAAAGCAUUUAGCGCAGCGACUCACCACCGUUCAUUCAAUAAUUCAACAGAAUAAUAAUAAUCUAUGAAUAUAUUAUUUUUUUAAAAAGAAGUUUUUUUUAAACCUUUUUUAUGCCCCUUUUAUAUAGUAUUAGGAUCAAAUAUGCGAAAGAAUUUAAAAAAAAAACAUAUAAAUUAAAUAAUUUUGGGACUUUACACUCGAAGCUUUCCCCGAUUUAUGAUUGGUAUUCGGGCAUUUCGCCGACAAAAAAAAAAUUUAAUAUAUUUAAUACACAACACAAUAAGCUACCAAUUGAAAAUGCUUGCUUAACUGCCAUUUUCCCAUUCCAUUUUUUAAGCAUUUAAAUACACCAUCAAAUUUAUAAAAGUAUUAUCGUUUUUAUCCUAAAAAAAAAAUUAUUUUUUCUUUUGCCAAAUAC